GAUAUUUACCAAUAGGUAACAAAUUCACUGACUCUACUCAGCUGUCACACCCAAGUAAGCAUAAAAAGCUUGGAUGCAUUAUUUGAGGCUCUUAUUAUGGCCAUAAAUUGAGAUAAGAAUGAGAAGGUAAAGAGGGUUGGUUCAUGGCUGGAAGGUUGCCUGGUGUUGGGUUGCUUGCAAGGAAGAGAGCAGAGAGCAAUCACAGACAUGAAAAUCGACACAACUAUUACCUAAAGGAAUCCCUCCACCCACCUUCCAUUCCUCUCACUGUCUUAGAUGAAACUGCUCUCAAGGCCAGGCAGAGGCUUCACCACAAGCUUGGACACUUCUUUUCCUCCUACAGAUCAGGUGAGAAUCCGAGAAAAAAAGAGGGAAAAGUGAGGGAAAACAGUAACCAGAAGAAGGACGGAGGAUUAGGUCGGAAAUUAUUAGAGAGUUCGUGGUUAUUGCGUGGCAACAAGGUUAAGGAAGAGAGAAAAGUGUGUGCUGUUUGCCUUGAAGAGUUGGGAGAAGAACAACAUGUUAUGAACCUUUCAUGCUCUCACAAGUAUCAUUCUGCAUGUCUUCUUCCAUGGCUUGCUGCUCAUCCCCACUGCCCUUAUUGUCGAACUCCAGUACAACUCUGAUUUCGUAUAUACACCUUCCUAUAAGGGCUCAACACUUAAUUUCAGUAACUACUUCAAUAACUUUAUUUGUUUGAAUGUGGAGAUGUUGGUUUAUGUGUUCCAGAUUUAGUACAUGUAAUAUUUACUGUCCCAACUAA
This is a messenger RNA of Vigna angularis (adzuki bean), 763 nucleotides long. Its product is annotated as RING-H2 finger protein ATL32. NCBI's taxonomy places the organism in Eukaryota, Viridiplantae, Streptophyta, Magnoliopsida, Fabales, Fabaceae. The transcript is spliced from 2 exons. Gene Ontology annotation, biological process: ubiquitin-dependent protein catabolic process. The record is from RefSeq and is a predicted model, not a curated record. Gene Ontology annotation, molecular function: ubiquitin protein ligase activity. The coding region runs from base 144 to 626 and encodes 160 amino acids.